CGCGCCAAUCGACAAAAUCCGCCGUGAGCAAUGCACUUCCGCGCCAGGUUGGUGCUCAAAGUCGACAGCAAGCUCAAGCAGUCCAAGAAGCUGUACGACCUGGUCGUCGAGGACGACUCAGUAUGCUUUAAAGACCCAGGAACGUUCCAGCGGUCAUUUCCAAGGCCCGACAGGGUUGUCGUGGGGAAGCUCGUUGCCCGAAUCCAGAAAGGAUCGCGGUACUUUCUGUGCCGGUUUCCCGACCGUGCGAGUUUGCUUCGAUGUGUCUCCAAGCUUGGCGAGAUGGGGGCUGCAAUCGUUGACUACUUUGACCUCAUGCACCAGGACAGCACGAAGCAAGCACAACUCGCGUAUUGCAACGACUACAUGACAUCUUCAGCACAACUCGAACGCGAUGCACGCGACGUCCAGCGCAGCUUGCACGCUGCAUUAUUCGAUCCUGCUCGUUAAGUUAAGCUGCAUCUACAACACUCCAAUCUCACAAUGCGAUGCUGUCCAUGGCGCCGUCGGGUGGUGUGUACGUCGACUCCUGUGUGUACGUGUUGUAGUAAAAGUAGACUUGGUACGUGUCGUCCCAGUACUGCAUCCAACCAUU
This is a messenger RNA of Aphanomyces invadans, 595 nucleotides long. RefSeq lists its product as hypothetical. Bases 31 to 450 code for a protein of 139 amino acids. NCBI's taxonomy places the organism in Eukaryota, Oomycota, Saprolegniomycetes, Saprolegniales, Verrucalvaceae. The record is from RefSeq and is a predicted model, not a curated record. The transcript has a single exon.